CUGAUUGGCUGGCAGCACGGUUAGCCUGUUAGCUAACCUUAACCUGUUUUACUCUGAUAUCCGACUUUUACACGGCGAUUUAACCUGGAAAAUUACAAUAAUUCUCAUUUUUUUUAUCUGAGACGCUUCCAUAAAGGGACAUAAGCGGCAUAUUCAUAAUUUUAUCCAUUCAUUUAUUUAUUUAUUUGUAAUUUAUUUAUUCGGCUGCUUCUUUAAUAUGAAUUGGGUAGGAGGUUCACGGAUCCACCAUAUAAAGGGCAAUGAUAUGAAGAAACAAAAGGCCUUUUUCGAAAAGAGAAGGAGGCAGAAGUGGAUGAAUCCCCAGGGACCACCAUUAUCACCUGAGGGUGGCACUGCUGGGAACGUAGAUCUGCUCACAAUGUUUAUUGCCAACCAAAUUGCAUUAAAAAAGGAGAACAAUGAUAAAGGCAUGGCGAACCAUAGUGUGAAUAAAUACAAUUAAGUUUGCUAUAUGUGUUGUUUUCCGAACAUUUCCAGAUAUGUGAUAUAUUUAUUGCAGGAAAGACUAAAAUAACCCAUCUAGCCAAUUCCAAAGGAACAUUGAAACAUAUGGGUCAGCAGCCCUUAGAGUUACCAAUGAGUCCAUGUGCUCCAUCAAGCUUGAAUCUAGUGGAAAGCGAGCCUCGAUACAGUGUCCAUACUGAGGGUCUGAAAAAGAGAAAAACGAGUCUCCUGGAGGAGUUAAAGUUUAAAGCGCUGUCACCUGUAAUGGAAGUCAACCAAUCUGACAACAGUGCUUCAGACUAUAUGCACAGACAUCACCACCAUCAGGGUAGCGUCAGUUCCAUCUCCUCAGCUUCCCCAAGCCUCUCAGAGGGCUUUCAGCCCAGACCCACAGCUCACAUCUCCCCUCCAGUAGCAUGGGAAUCCUACUGCACAGAGACCCCUGAGUUGAGACCCUUCUCCCAGCCAAUGGAGGUAUGUGAGUAUGAUCCUUGGAUGACUGCACCUCAUCACACAACACAACCCACUCACAUCAGCCCAGUAACAGCAACUCAGUUUGGGAGCCCCUUACACAGCACAGAGAUCAGUGGGCCCUCUAUGCGUGCAGCUGAUGAAUACCCACCUUCUGAACAAGAAAAGCCACUCUUUUUAGAGUUCAACACUGACGAAUAUGAAGAUCAAGAGAUGUUUGGUGAACGAAUGAUCAACAUUAAUCCUCAGGAGACGCCCUGUAUGAGACCACAUGAUUUCAGUGAAUCACACACCAGGGACUACAGUUCUGAUUUCGAACCUCAGGAAAAUAAGACACAUAUGCAUCCUGCUGAGACGACUCCAACAACAGGAAGCCAAUACUGCUCGUCAGAGAUGAGCACAACAAGACGAGUCCUGUCCUUCAGUCAAAAGGUGAUGCUUAACCACAGUGGUAGAGAGAAAGCAAGUAACGCACAGGGGGGUCUGAAAAGCUUGAGGAGGGCUAGCUGUGGACUCGACUGUGAGGAGGAUCAGUUUGUUCCUUCUUGUCUACAGACUGAGGCGGAACGUGUCGGGAUACGUGAGAAAACAUCAUCCAGAAUGAGAGAUAUGGGAACACAGACAGCAGCUGCUUCCACUUCAGCUCGUCAAGAUGCUUCAGUACAGUGCAGCCUAUUAAAAGCAGAAAACAGGCUGAGUGUUUCCACUGAGCACACAGCCCCCUUUCACCAGCACAGCACUCGCAAAUCCAGGAAAGUUCCCAGUUCUACCACUAGGAGGCACACUGGUAAAAGCAAUGAAGGUCUGCUGAGUGUUACUCAGUGUACUCUAUCAGAAAUCCAUAAAGUGAAGUGGAACACGCCCUGGAACACAGCAAUGAACAAGGAGGCCACACAGCAGGCUCCUGGAACCAUAACAGGACAGGAAAGUUCACCCAAAUCUGAGAAUCAAGCGUGCACAAAUACUGAACAUCCCAUACCAGGACAGAACUGCUCCCAGGAGAAAGCACCAGCAGAACCUAAAGAGAAGCUGUCAGGGAACAUAGUGGUGAGAGGAGAAAGGUGUGAAGGUCACGAGGAGGAGAGCGUGAAUCCGAAGCCUGCUGAGAACGCCUGCAGCACUGAGGAGCACGGCAGAGAGAGAGGUGUGAACUGGGUCUCUGGGGAGGCGGAAAGUCUCCAGGAAAUCGCAGAUAUUCUCCUAAUGCUAAAGCAGAAAAACAAGCCUGAAUGAAAGGAAAGGCAGAGAUGACUCAGACCUGCUUUGCUUUGUAUGUUUGUAAGUAAGCACCUGUUGCUGCUUCACACGUUCAGAAAGCUCUCAGGUGGCUUCUUAUUUGUUUACCUCUUGUAGGACACACACUUUAUGAGGGUCAAAGCUAAAAACGUAAUUGAAACAGUGAGUGUACAAUUAUAUAUUUUAUUGUUUAAACUUCCAAAUGUCAUGAAUAUAUUCAGUUUUGUAGAAUAUAAAUCUAGCAAAACUUUUACAGCGACAAUAGUCAAAUUUACUGUACAACACUAUCCAUAUAUUUGUAUUCACUAGUUCUUCAUUGACUGUAGAAACACUGCUCUGUAGAUAAUAAAGGUAGAUAAUAAUUUAAUGUAGAAAAACAAAACAAAAUACACACACACACACACACACAGCCAUUCACUAGAAACAUUAGAUGUGUCAAUUAAAAGUAACACAGUGAGUUGUCAUUGACUUUGGAGCAUCCUCCUCCCAUUGUCAAGUACAUUCUAAAAACACACAUCUGAUACACUGUAAUCUCUGUUCAGGAAAACUCUUAAUAAAACUUUAAUUCAAGGAACACAGAUGAGGGUUUAUUAAGGUUUUGAAUAAGAUAUUUCUAUAUUAUUUAUAUACUAUGCAUUCAGCUUUAUCCAUGCUAACCUUCAUUAGUACACAAUUUGUGCUCUAUUAUUUGAAAAUCACUAAUAAUAACACUCUUAUUAGCAAUACUAAUAUACAAUCAACACUAAUAAUUUAUUUCUAAAUUCACCUCAUUUUCUACUCAAUUUACAAGACCAAUUUCCCAAUUCCUGUUUAUAUGUACUCACCCUAUCACUAACUCACAAUGCCCCCAACACUGUCAUAGUGACAGUGCCAUAUUCUGCUGGACCACUCAGAUCAAAAUCAAAUCUACCACCCUGUUACGCAUAUAUUUUUGGGCUUGAAUUAAUACCUAAAUAUUGCCUAAUUGUUAUUAGUGUGUAAUUGGCAGCACUUUAAUGGUGUGGAUUCUAUUCUAGUGACAUGUGUUGUUUAAUUAGAGUUAUUUGAGUUUAUAUGGGUUUAAUAACAAUUUAAUAAACACCAAUCACCCAUAACAUUAACACCAGCAUCACCUUCCUAAUUUUGUGUUGAUAAGAGUAGAAUAUAUGUGACCAAGGAAGCAUGGCCUCCGCAAGACCUCUGAAGGUGUUCUGUGAUAUCUGGCACCAAGACGUUAGCAGCAGGUCUCCAUUAAUCACAUCAGUGAGCCUUGGGUGCCCAUGACCUUUCUUUGUCUUUCUUAGGGAACUUUUGGUAGGUUCUGACCACUGCAUACCAGGAACACCUCACAAGACCUGUACUGAGUGGCCAAAUCCUUAUGCAUGCUCAUUUUUACUGCUUCAACUUCAAGAAUUGACUGUUCACUUGCUGCCUAACAUGUAGAUCUCACACAUUUGAUAUAUGGCACUUUACAUAACCCAAAAAAGUGCUAAAAGUACUUAAUACACUGUGCACCACAGUUAUUAGUAUCUGUUUAAAGUACUUUGGCUGGAAAAUGUACCCUUUACAAUAUAGUACAGCAAAGGUGUACAAUGGUUUCAUGUUGUUUCUGGACAUUUUAGGACCAUAGGUUAAAAGCACUGAAUUAUUUGCGCAACAGGGUGGUAUGAAAUUGUUUAUUGUGACUUAUUUUAACUAACAGUGCUAUUAGUAGUGAUUUUAAUUGAACAGACUACUAAUUAUGUACUUUUAAAGGAUGAAUAUGAAUAUCGCUGAAUGUAUAGUAAAUAAUUUAGGCUUUACUGACCACAAAGUAGCUAAGAACUUAAAAACCCCAAAUUUGUGUUCCUUAAAACAGUGUUUCUUGAUCCUGGUCUUGAAGAUAUCCUUCUCUCCAUCCAAAAGUUGAAAUAAACAUUAGAAUAUGCAGGAGGGUGUGCCUUCAGGACCAGGGUUGAGAAUCACUGCACUAAAUUAAAGUGUUACCAAACUCUGUACAACACAGAGUCAUGAUAAACUAACUUAAAUGUAUUUUACUCAAUCAUCUUCUUUCUCAGUUUAAAGCCAUAAUCAGAAUUAAUAUGAUUAUACCUCAUUAAAAUCACAUUUCUAGACCAUCA
This is a messenger RNA of Astyanax mexicanus (Mexican tetra), 4271 nucleotides long. RefSeq lists its product as uncharacterized. Lineage: Eukaryota; Metazoa; Chordata; Actinopteri; Characiformes; Acestrorhamphidae. The coding region runs from base 571 to 2169 and encodes 532 amino acids. The transcript is spliced from 11 exons. The record is from RefSeq and is a predicted model, not a curated record.